Molecule: messenger RNA, 4935 nt
Organism: Hydra vulgaris (swiftwater hydra)
Lineage: Eukaryota; Metazoa; Cnidaria; Hydrozoa; Anthoathecata; Hydridae
Product: voltage-dependent P/Q-type calcium channel subunit alpha-1A
Biological process (GO): calcium ion import across plasma membrane
Cellular component (GO): voltage-gated calcium channel complex; membrane
Molecular function (GO): high voltage-gated calcium channel activity
Source: RefSeq, a predicted model, not a curated record
AAAAACUAUUGUUAAACAAGUAUUGUUUAAAAGUAAAAACAAUUUUAAAUAGUUAAUAAAAAAUAAAGUUUUUAAAAUUGGAGUAUUGGAAUGUCUUCAAAUCAAAAGCAAUCAGUUUCAUCAAGAGGAGGAUCAAUCACAAAAAGAGAAUCAACCGCAGGGAGAACGUCAACUGUAAGAAGAGAAUCGAUUACUAGAAAUGAUUUUGAUAAUAUGUACCCUCAUAAUCAUUUAUUUGUUCUCAAACCAGAAAAUGCUUUUCGCAGAGCAUGCGUGAAAAUCAGCACUUCAAAACCUUUUGAGAGUUUCAUAAUGCUUGUCAUAAUUUCAAAUUGCGUCAUGAUGGCAUUAAAUGCUCCCUUGCCAGAGGGAGACAAGUCAAAUAUUAACACAAAACUGGAACAAUUUGAAGUGUAUAUGCUUGCAAUAUUUAUAUUAGAAGCAUUUUUAAAAGUUGUGUCUCAAGGGUUUAUUUUACACGCUAAUUCAUAUCUACGAACUCCGUGGAACAUUCUUGAUUUUGUUGUUAUUGUCACAGGUAUUCUUCCUUAUGUUGGGCUUAAAGAUGGAGGAAAUUUGAAGUUUAUAAAAGCUGCUAAAGUUUUAAGACCUCUUAAACUUGUUUCUGGAGUACCAAGUUUACAACUUGUCAUGAGUGCUAUUUUAAAGUCAAUGGGAUCAUUAAUGGAGAUAUCUUUACUUAUUGGAUUUGUUAUUGUAAUUUAUGCAAUUAUAGGAACAUCGUUAUUAACUGGCACAUUUCGUCAAACAUGUGUUUUUAACUACUCUAAUGUUUUUGAGGUUGCAUCAUAUGAUAAUGAUAAUCCUUCAUUAUGUGGUAUACCUGAUAGUAGUGGAAGGCAAUGUGACAAUGGUGCAUUGUGUUUAAAGAAAUGGUCUGGUCCAAAUAAUGGCAUUACAAGCUUUGAUAACAUCUUGCUUGGAUGUAUUACUGUGUUUCAGUGUAUGACAUGUGAAGGGUGGACAGAUAUUAUGUAUGCGGUUUUUAAAGUAUAUGAUUACAAGGGGCGGUUUACUUGGAUUUACUUUUAUUCACUUAAUGUAGUUGGUGCGCAGUUUAUGCUUAACUUAGUUUGUGGUGUACUUAGUGGAGAGUUCAGUAAAGAAAAUGAGCGUGUUGCGAAUCGGGAUGAGUUUUUAAGACAGCGUGCAGAAUUAGCUGCUGAGAGAGCAUUAGAAAAGUAUGAUGGGUGGAUAGAUGAAGGCGAACUUGCUGCUGCUAGAGAGCAAGAAGAAAAAUUAAAAAAACAAGAAGAGCUAGAAGACCAGGGAGAAAUUGUUGAACCUCCUCUUACUGGUCUGCAAGUUUUUAUUGCAAGAAAUACUGUUAUUCGAACAAAGUUAAAGACAUUCAUGUUAUCUAACUUUAUGUACUGGGUUGUUAUUGGGUUAGUCUUUUUAAACAGUGUAUCUGGUAUAAUGCAAUAUUAUAACCAAAAGAAAUGGAUUGAUGAUGUUAUAAAUAUUACAGACAAUAUCUUUUUGGCAUUCUUCUUUUUGGAAAUGUGUUUGAAGAUUUAUGCAUUGGGACCCAUAUUAUAUUUUCAAUCAAAAUUUAAUUUGUUCGACUGUGUGGUUGUAUUUGCAAGUGUAAUAAAUUGGCUUAUGAAUUUUUUUUUGAAAAUAAACCUUGGUGUUUCUGUGUUACGUCAACUUCGACUUAUGAGACUCUUUAAAUUUACAUCACAUUGGAGUUCAUUGAAAAAUUUAAUUGCAUCAAUCUUAGCUAGCAUGACAUCAAUCAUGAGUUUAGUAGUGUUGCUAUUACUUUUCCUUAUGAUUUUUGGGUUACUUGGCAUGCAACUUUUUGGUGGACAGUUGAAGUUAACUAAUCCACGUUCAAAUUUUGAUGACUUCUUUAACGCUAUAUUAACUGUUUUUCAAAUUGUCACAGGUGAAGAUUGGAAUAACACAAUGUAUGAAGGAAUUAAUGCGUAUGGAGGACCAUUAAAAGCAGCUGGCCUUUCAGUUUCAUUGUAUUAUAUAUUAUGCACAUGUCUGGGAAAUUUUGUUUUGUUAAAUGUGUUUUUGGCUAUUGCUGUAGACAAUAUAUCUUUGACUGCAGAUGAAAAAGAACAAAUAGAAGAAGAAAAAAAAGCUUGUGAAGAACAUUUAAAGGAGGUUCAUGAAAAGUAUUCUCCAUCCCAUUCAAAUGAAGAAGAACCAUCUGAUGAGCGUACUGAAGGUAUGCAUCCUCAUGGAGAAUUUGAUUCUUGCCCAAAUAAUGGUGUUCCUGCAAAGCCAGGAGAGAACUUUAUUGAAAAUUUGAAGAAUCCUGCAAGAAUGCUUCCUCAGCCAUUCAAACCACCAAUCCUUGAACAAAACACCUUGUUCUUUUUACCACCAACAAAUGUGGUAAGAAAAGUAAUUCAUGAAGUAAUAUCUUAUGCAUACUUUGAUGAUAUUAUUCUUGGUAUGAUCUUGAUGAGUAGUGUUUUAUUGGCUUUUGAAGAUGUUACAGAUCCAAAAGCAAAAAUCAACGCUGUUCUUGCCUAUAUUGAUUAUGGUUUUUCGACAAUAUUUACAUUAGAAGCCAUUUUAAAGAUAAUAAACUAUGGUCUAAUCCUACAUCCUGGUGCAUUUUUUCGUGAUGCUUGGAAUUGUGUUGAUAUGUUUGUUGUGGCUUGUUCUAUUACCUCUAUUGUUUUAAGUGCAAACCAAAAAUCAGGAAAACCAGUUAUGGUUAAAUCACAAAUUAUUAAAGUUCUGCGUAUUUUACGAGUAUUACGACCAUUGAAAGUAAUAAAUAAAGUUCCAAAGCUAAAAGCUGUGUUUAUAUGUAUGAUAUUUUCAUUAAAAAACGUUGUCAUGGUACUUAUAAUAACAGCUCAACUUUUGCUCAUUUUUUCUAUUAUGGGUGUACAAUUGUUUAAUGGACUCUUUUGGUAUUGUACUGAUGAAUCCAAAGAUAUGAAUGAAUGCCAUGGAAAUUACAUCACUUUUGAUAAAAACAACUACAAUACACCAGUUGAAAAUGAACGAACCUGGCAAACUUAUCCUUUUAACUUUGAAAAUACAGUUGAGGCCUUUAUUACUUUGUUUGCAUCUUCAACUGGUGAUGGUUGGUACAUACAUAUGCAGCGUGGAAUAGAUAGUAGAGGAGAUGGGCUCGGUCCUAUAAGAAAUAAUAAAGUGUGGAUAUCCAUUUACUUUCUUAUGUUUGUUGUUAUUUUCUCAUUUUUCUUCAUCAAUGUUUUUGUUGGUAUGAUCAUUCUCACAUUUCAAGAACAAGCUGCAGCUGAAAGUGGUUUAGAACUUGAUCGAAACACUAAAAACAGUUUAAUUUUUGCGAUGUCUUCCAAGCCAAUGGAGCGCUUUAUGCCAGAGGAUGUCAAAAGUUGGCAAUAUACUGCUUGGGCAUUGAUUGAGUCUUAUCCAUGGGAAAUGCUGAUAACAUCUUUAAUUAUAAUGAAUAUACUCACCAUGGUGAUAGAGUAUGAAGGUGAACCUGAUAACUACAAUGUAUUUAUGAAUAAAGUCAGUUUGGUGUUUUCUUUUGUGUUUCUCUUUGAAUUCGCUCUUAAGUUUUUUUCACUUGGUUGUAAUUAUUUUAAAGAUUUUUGGAAUGUAUUUGAUAUGUUAAUUGUAUUUGGUGGACUAUUAGAUUUUGUGAUUAAAACCUUUUUUAAACAAGUAAAAUUUGACACAAGCAUUUUUCGUUUGUUUCGUGCAUUAAGAUUGAUUAAGUUACUUAGAAGAAGUCGUUCGUUACGAAUUUUACUUUGGACGUUUUUAAAGUCAUUUCAGGCAUUGCCUUAUGUUGGUAUGCUUAUUUUUCUAUUGUUUUUUGUAUAUGCUAUCAUUGGAAUGCAGGUUUUCUCUCAAAUUUCACUUGAUAAUCCUGCUGAGCCAUAUAACAAUAUAAAUGCAGACAACCAUUUUCGAAGCUACUUUAGCUCAACUCAAGUUUUGUUUAGAAUUGCUACAGGUGAAAACUGGCCAGGAGUUAUGCGUGCAUGUACAGCUGAUGCUCUAUGUGAUAAGAACUUACCUUCUUAUGACCAAAUCUCUGAAAAAUGUGGAACAUUUUUAGCUUAUAUAUACUUUAUUUCAUUUAUUUUCUUUUGCACAUUUUUGAUGUUAAACUUGUUUAUUGCUGUUAUUAUGGAUAACUUUGCAUUCCUUACUGAAGAUUCUAGCAUACUUGGACCUCAUCAUUUGGAUGAAGUAGUCACUGUGUGGUCAGAUUUUGAUCCACGAGCCACUGGUCGUAUUAAGCACACUGAAGUGUGUGAACUCCUUCGGCAAAUGCUACCACCAGUUGGUCUUGGUAGGAGAUGUCUGAAAGUUUUGGCUUACAAGCGUUUAGUAAAAAUGAACAUGACUUUGUAUAAAGAUGGCACAGUUGAUUUUAAUGGAACGUUUUUUGCUUUGGUACGCACAGGUCUUGAAGUCUAUACUGAAAAUGCAAAUCUAAAAAGUAAUGAUGUGGCAUUUCGUCAAAUGUUAAAGAAAGAGUUUCCAAAUAUCUCCAAAAGAACUUUGGACUUAAUUAUCCCCAGAACUCCUAAAGAUAAUAAACAAAUGACAAUAGGAAAAAUAUAUUCUGCUAAACUUAUGUGGGAGAACUACAAAAGUAUGCGAAAUCGUGGUCAAAGAAGGAAAUCAGUAUAUGUUACCGAAACUCUUACGACCGAAGACGACGUCUAAAAUAUAUGGAGCAAAUUAUGCUUAAGAAUUGCACACUUUAUGAUAAUCUGUUUGCAUUUCGUUAAAAUUCCAUUUCAUUGAUUUGAAUAAGUUUGUAAAAUUUGUGAAAUUUUAAAUAAUCAAAUAAAAUGCGUGUGUUAUAAAUAUGUUUAAUCAAAUAAAAUGUGUGUGUUAUAAAUUGUAUUUAAAAGUUUAUUAGAUUGUAUUAAUUUGUAUAUUGCAGUUAAUAUCAUGUAUUUAUACUCUUGUAAAUAAUAAAAAAGU